ACCCGUGUGCGUUCCUAAAAGCAACACUUUUCCAGCCGGCCUUGUGCAAUUGGGGGGUGGGGGUGGGAUCAGGGGCAGGAGUGCGAUCCCACGUUGAAUCUUUUCUAAGUGUAUGAGGAGAGGGAGAGAGAAGGCGAGGGGGCACGUUUGCUGGUGCUGCUGGGCUGGGAACUCCGCUUAAGCACGUGGCAGGCUUUUGCAGAGAGAGGAGCCCGCAAAGAGGCGACUUGACCCUGCACCGCCUUGCUAGAAAGUUGAAGUUUCUGCUUCUUCGGUUCUUUGCAGUGCCCCGACGUUGCCGCGCUCCCUCCCCCCCCCCCACCUCCUGCACGCCAGAUCGCCCUUUGCCCGGUGCACACAAUGGGCUCUGAAGCCCCUCUCCGCUACCUCGCGGCGGGGCUGCUGCUGACGCUUUGCACCCGGGGGUCCUUGGGCGUCCCCACUUUCAGGAAGGAGAGGGGAGUUCACUCGGAGCCCGAGCUCAGCGAUCGGCAGCACGAAGACAACCAGAGCUUCCAGUACGACCACGAGGCCUUCCUGGGCAAAGAAGAAGCCAAAACUUUCGACCAGCUCACCCCAGAGGAGAGCAAAGAAAGGCUGGGGUAAGACCGACCUCCUCCUAGUCCCCCCCCCCACAUAGGUUACUUGACCCGGUGAAAGUUCCUUCGCUUUAUUCCUCUCCCACCCAUCUUCAUCUUCCCAAAGUGGAAAAAUAAAAUUAAAAAGGUGCGCCUCUUGAGUUCAAAACCAAAAGCAAAACCACGCUCUACGAAAAAAAAAAAGUUUUCACUAUGUCAGGUUGUCACUUUUAGCCCCAGGGAGUGUAUUGUGAGUUCGACAGAGGGUGCUAGGUUGGGCAGAGACGGGAGAGCUCCCAGGAUUUGCUGAUAACGUGGCAGAGGGGAGCCCGCCCCCCUGAAGCUGCUUGGAAUGGAGGGAGCGCGGAAGGGAGGGGAGAGAGAGAUGGUUUCAUUCAGGGAAAGUGCACUUGUGCGGGAAAGGAAAGGCGCUUUCGGAUUCUGAUCGUUCCCCACUUUGUGCAGUCGAUUAAAAGCCGGUGGCGGCUCUUUUGAGUGAGAGAUCACUUGGCCAUAGCCGCUAUGGGGAAAAUGGUGAUCAAGAACGAUGGCACUUGUUGCAGAAAAACAAGCAAGCAAGCCAAAGGGUCCUUUGUCAUCUUAAGAGACCAAUAAUGUUAUUGCAUCAUAAAAGACUAAGAAUGUUAUUAGACUUUCGUGGACCAGAACCCACCUCAUCCUAUGCAUGGAGUGUAAAGUUACAGACAGAAAGUGUGUGUGUGUUGGGGGGGGGGAGUUAUUACUAUAAAGAAUCAGAUUCAAACAAGGUCUGGUGACAAGGGUAAAAGAAACCCUAAUCCAAGCAGGUGUGCCCCAUUCCCAACUCAGUUGUAAUGUACUGAUAAUGAAUGGGCAAAAUUUCAUUUAACACCCCUCCCAAAAAACUAUCUGUUAGAAAUCUGUAGGGAAGCUUUUCGGUCCCUCUUAAAGUUUAGUAACUGGCUUGAAAGUUGUCAUACUAAAGCCAAAAACUUUUAAAGGAAGACUGGUGAGUUGGAGUUUAUAGAUGAGUUGGGCACCAUUGGACUUGGGUGAACAGAAUCUAAGAGGGCUUAGAUCUCUACAGAAAACAUUUGCCUGUUUUUAAGGUUCAUUUAAUUGCUCUACUUUGCCAAUCCAGUAUCAGUUUGGAUGUGAGUCACACCCAUAUCGACUAGAACAAUCCCCUCUGCAAUCCUAUUGAUUUAUUUUAUUAUUAUUCUCCUGCUUUUUCCUCCAAGGAGCUCAAGCCUGCAUCAUGUUUAUCUGCAAAACAAUCCUUUGAGUGACUGGAGUGACUGGCCCAAGAUCAUAUAACGUGUUUUGCAGCAAAGUGGAGAUUUGAACCUGGGUCUUCCCAGGCCUAGUCCACCACUCUAACCAUUACACCACACUAGCUCAGAACUGGGAUGGAAGGUAGAGGAGUGUAGGUUUCCCUCAAUGAUGAGUGAGCGCUCCAAGCUCAGAAUGCAGUUGGCACACAGGUACAAAGUGAGGCUCUGCUUCUGUCCACCUCUGAGUUGUUGGGGGGGGGGAGGGGGGAUUUCUUCUGUUUCCCCUUCCCAACUCUGGGUUUAGGGGUAGAAAGAGGAAUAGAUUUCCCUCCUGACCUAAUGCUGCAUUUGGGGAAAUAAAGGAAACGAUAUCUGAAGUAAAGUGGUAAAAAUUGGUGUGAAAAGCAUAGGCACAAUAAAACGCUAUUCAUUCUUCACUGCUAAAUCCCUUAAAACGGGCAGGGAAGCCAUUACGGUGUCCCCAGUACAAACAACCAGGGCAAAAUCUGGUCAACUGAUGCCAUUAUGAUGACAUGCGAUUGAGAGGUUGGUGGUGCUACCCACCUGUCAGGCUGGGGUUGCAGAUCCAGUUCCCUACCCAUGCCUUUCUUAAAAGGAAAAAAAAAGUCCUUAAUUUGUUCGGCACCAGUUUGCAAACUCGGAACACAGAGUAGGACAAUGGAAGGAAGAGUUCAUUAUUUCUCCUGCAUUAUUCUUGCCAUCUUGUACAGUGGUACCUCAGGUUAAGUACUUAAUUCAUUCCGGAAGUCCGUACGUAACCUGAAACUGUUCUUAACCUGAAGCACCACUUUAGCUAAUGGGGCUUCCUGCUGCUGCCGUGCUGCCAGAGCACAAUUUCUGUUCUCAUCCUGAAGCAAAGUUCUUAACCUGAAGCACUAUUUCUGGGUUAGCGGAGUCUGUAACCUGCAGCGUAUGUAACCUGAAGCAUAUGUAACCUGAGGUACCACUGUAUUUAGGCAAUUUUAUUGGCCCCAUGGGGUAAACAUUAUAGUGCAUAGAUUGGUCAUUAGAGCUUCAACUUCCAGUCCCUCUGAAAAUGUUUGUGGAAAAUUGUUGCAAGCACUUAUCAUCGUAUUGGCUUUGGUAGCUUGUUUCUCACAACAUGACUAUCCAUAAGCACUGCAAGUUGGAAAUUAAUAUUUCUUCAAAACAGUCCAGCAAUCUUUCAUUCCACUAUCAUUUAUUUGAAACCAGUGUCUCCAGCUUUUUGCUGUUGCUUGCUACAUCUGAUCUGAUCUUUGCGGCCUAGUUCAAAUGGUGAUCCCAUGUUGAAUGUACUACUUCAGGCUACAAGUGGGAACUUACAUAACUGAAUGCUCUUCCAUUUAAAAAAAGAAAUCCCUGCAAAUAAACAUCUAGAUGUCAGGGAGAAAACUAAGCUAGAAUGUCCCUCCCUGACAUCUAAUUUUGUGCAUGGUAGUUUAUUUGUUUUAGAGUAUUUAUUAACAUAAUUUUGAUAGGACAGAACAAUCCUGCCCUCAUCUCUUAGAGGAGACAAGGAGAGUUUAAGGUAAAAUAAUAAAAAAAAAAACUAGCAAACAAUCUGUAAGUAAGCUUCAGAAAGUAUUCAUAGCAGCCAGAAAGUUUUGUAUGCUGCUGGGAGAUGUAUUUUAUCUAUGCUUGCAUAAACAAUAAAACGGUGCUAGUCUGCCUCAAAAGAAUCUUUAUAGUUUGUUUCUCCAGCCAGAUGUGGAUUAUUUGUUAAUUUUUCCAAACUCUCCAAACUGUCUUCUACCAAUUAUUUAUUUGUAUUUUUAUGUUGUGAUCCACCCUGUGAUCUUCAGAUGAAGGGCAAUAUACAAAUAAAACAAACAAAUAGUAACGUGGUGCCCUUUAGGUCCUUCCAAUAUUGAGCAACAACUAACUGGGCAGCUGCAAGACAAUAACCAGUUAGAGGUUUGAAAUGACAGUCCCUUUUGAUGUUUUGAAAAAUGUUCCAACAGGACCAAUUCCAGAAAUUUCAAUAGCUGCUGUCCAGUCACUUUAGUAAUUUCUACAAAGGCCACAGUCUAAAACUGCGGCCCUUUUUCACAAGUCCCCCAAAUAAGCUGGAAUGGUCCUGGUUCCUUACAUCCUCUCCAACAUAGCCUCAAGUUCAAUAUCUUCAUUUGAAAUAGUCUCAUAGGCGUCAUAUACAUGGUUUGCAUAAUUUUUAAUGUUUGUUCCCUUGUGCUUGAUGUUCCCAAUUUAAAUGGGAAUUUUAACCAUUAAGGAUUUCCAGCAAUUCAGUCAAAAUGUUCCAGUCUGACUCCCACAUUUGUCUCAGGCCCUCUGCAGAGUCCACAUCAAUGAUAAGAAGUAAAUUAUCAAUAUGGGAUACCAACCCCUUCCCUUUGCCAUCAGAGCUCAUGGAAGUUUUUGAUCAUGUGAACCCCCAACUACAGUCUGAAGUGGGACAGUCAACAUACAAGUUUGCCUUCUAUUCGAAGCCUUUUUGGAAAAUUUAACUUUUGUAUGCUAACUCUGACUUGCCAGCCCUUUUCUAUCUCAUUGGAACGGAGAAGAGAAGAGAGUUAUGUAUGAAGAGGGGAAAAUCAUAGCAACACAUAGGAAGUUGUCUUAUUUAGGGUCUAAGUUUAGACCUUUGGUCCAUCUAGUUCUUGUUCAAUAUUGUCUAUGCUGACUGUCAGUGGUUUCCCAGGUCUUCAUAUGGGUUUUAGCCCUACUUUGUAGCCUGCCACUGAGCAGCGGUAGGCUGGAGAAGAUUUAAACACUGUGCUGACUGCAAUCUGUAAUACAGUAGUGUCAUUUUGCUACAGUAAGCAGAGAAGGGGAGCUGGCAUGCAUAUUGCAUUUCUAAGCAGAACAUUCUUCUCUAAUGAUAAAUGUUUCUGUGGUUUUCUUUCUCCUACUGACAGUGGGAAAAUGUCACAUUUUCCAGCAAGUGUGGAAAUGCAGUUCCACAUGCUUGAUCAACAAUAUUCCAUUAGAAGAGUUUUUGACAGAGAAUGACAAGGACAAUCCAACUGUGACUGAGAAUAAGUUGUUGGCUACAUGAAACUCCUUCUCUUCCCCAACACACUUUCUGAGAGAUAGUAGAGAACAAAUAUUCCAAAUGCCCACCUUGAAAGGCCCUGGGAGAGUGUUCUUGGAAGAUAAAAACCUGUGGAGAAACUUCUUCUGACUCCUACUGAUCUGUCUUUAGAUUCAAAACUUCUAAUCUGUGGCUGGCAACCAGUGUUACUCAGAGUGUUACUUAGAAUAAACCCACUGAAAUUGAUGAACAUAACUAGGUCCAUUUGCGGGAGGCAGUGCAAGACAGGAGUGCCUGGCAUGCUCUGGUCCAUGGGGUCACGAAGAGUCGGACAUGACUAAACAACAACAACUAGGUCCAUUAAUUUCAAUGUGUCUACUCCUAAGUACUCAACUUAGUUGAGUACCACACUAUGUCAUUUAUUUAGAAAUGGGUCAUCAUAGGUACCAAUUGGAAGCCCUGUCUCUCGCAAACAUAGUUGUUCAGGAGAACCCUGCAGAAAUCUUUCAGUUUCUAAUAAUCCAUUUUACUUUUUCUAUUACUGCAGGAAAAUUGUUAAUCGAAUUGAUGAUAACAAAGAUGGCUUCGUCACCACAGAGGAACUGAAAAACUGGAUUAAGCGAGUGCAGAAACGCUACAUCUUUGAAAAUGUGGCAAAAGUCUGGAAGGAUUAUGACCUCAACAAAGACAACAAAAUUUCUUGGGAAGAAUACAAACAAGCCACAUAUGGCUAUUACCUCGGUGAGUAACUUUGAGAGACAAAAUUGAACCUGCAUACUUGGGAAUCCCAGAGUGAUAGCCAAUAUGUUUGCCCACCUGUCCUAGGAUGUCAGGAAAUCACAGUUCAAUGGAAGAAUCAGAAGCAAAUUCAUAGUUUGCUCCUGAUUCUUCACUUUCAGCUGCAGAUGUGAAAGGAGAAUCUUGCGCUGCUUUCCAUGCCUAAAGCAAAGCUUAUAUAUAUAGCGCUGAAAGUAAGCCCUGCUUGUGGCAGGAUUCACCUGCAGUUAAGGACUCCUGAGUGGGACUAGUUCUGGCAGGACUUUUAUUUGGCAGAGCCAGGGGAAAAUGGUUUCUGAUGUGCUUAACCAGGCCUGUGGGGCCAGAUGUUCCUCACCUGUAAUCUGAGUACAAUCAGAGGCACAAACUCACUUUGCUUAGAAAAAAGAGACUACUUUACUUGUUUUGAUACUAUUUCUGGAGUUAUUAUGACAUAGCAAGUGUUCUCUCCCUAUGUUUUUAUUAGCUUUGAAAGGGGUUAGACAAAUUUGCGGAGAUUAAGGCUAUUGGUGGCUACUAGCCACAAUCACUAUAUAGUACCUCCAGAUUCAAAGGGAGGGUGGCUCUGGAUACUAGUUGCUAGGGAGCGACAGCAGGAGCCGUGUAUUGCACUCAAGACCUGCUUUGGGGCUUCACAGAGGCAUCUUCUUGGAAGCACAAUGCUACAUCGGAUAGGCCUUUGGUCUGAUUUCUUAUUUCUAGAAGGGUUUAAGUCACAUGUCAUCUGUAGACAUCACUCAGGCCUUUGUUACAUACUCACCAGUCCUGUUUGUCUCCAUCUUGUCUUAUUAUUCUGGUUUUCUAGAAAACCCAGCUGAGUUUGAAGAUGCAACAGAGCAGCACAAUUUCAAAAAAAUGAUGCCCAGGGAUGAAAGAAGAUUCAAAAGAGCUGACCUGGAUGGUGAUUCCGAAGUCACUCGUGAGGAGUUCACAGCUUUCCUUCACCCAGAGGAAUUUGAGCAUAUGAAAGACAUUGUUGUUCUAGUAAGCAGCAGAAAAGCCAAUCUCCUUUCUUUUGGUUUCCGUUUAUUAAAGAGGUUUGAAAGCUGGCUUCCUCAUCUUUCAGGGCAAGGUUUCCCAGACAAUAGUCGCCAGCUAUUUCAACAGGAAGGAAAGCUGUUUAAAUAAUCCUGCUUUGGUUAUUUAAACGUGACCUGCUUGGUGACCUCCCUAAUAUGUUGAUCAAUAUCACAUGAAUAGCUAGAAAGCUUGGAAGCAAAGUGAUAGGUUAGGCCUGAACCAGUUUUGCCCGGAAUGUUGUCAUCUUUAAGUGUGCUGCUGAGCACUUCCAUCAGACAAGCAACCUGAUUUUAUCAUGCUACAUUGGCUGACACUACAGUGUGGGGAAAAUUUAUUAAACUGAUUUUGUAGCUAAUACAGCAUCCUGUGUAAGUCAAUGCAACCAGAACUGCACAUUUCUGUUGCACCUGCCUUUGGUAAACCCUUUCAGCCUCCUGGAUUUUACAGGUACACCACUGCUUCAGCAAGACAACGCAGGUCCAUUGUAGUGGCCUAUGAGAUGAGGUUUACAGAGUUGCCUAUGCCCCAUCACCACCUCGCUCUUCCUCAGAUGUCCCUUAUUCAGGGACCUGCUAGGACACAGAAAGUUUCUGGACCAGGUAUGGGGAACCUGUGGCCCUCCAGAUGUUCUUGGACUCCCCCAUAAUAUGGCUAAUGGGCAGGGAUAAUGGGAGCAACAUCUGGAGGACCAGAGGUUCCCCAUCCCUGGUCUGCACUGACUGGAAACAGCUCUCAAGGGUAUCAAGACAAGAGUCUUUCCCAGCCCUGCAUGGAUAUGCCAUGGAGUUAACCCAAGACCUAAUGCAUGUAAAGCAUGUUCUCGGUUACUAAGCUACAGCCCUUUCUUAGUUGUAGGGACUGGGUACAUCAUUCCUGAUGUAGAUGACAGAAUAGAAUUCUUUUAUUCUAGACCUUUGUUUUUUAAUUUUAUGUUGUGAACCACCCUGAGAUCUAUGGGCAUAGGGUGGUAUACAAAAUAAAUAAAUAAAUAAACAAUAGAUUAAAUAUUUAUUUUAUUAUUAAGCUUAGAAUAAGCUUUUCUUUGAUUUCAUAAGAUAUUAAUUCAUUUAUAGCAGUCCCUAUCACUUAUCAAUGUUUACUGUGAAGCUAUGUCUCUCUAUAUAUAUUUGUAGGACGUGUUCUAUUUUAGUUGUUUGGUGGAUUUUUAAAUUAAUAUGCUUUUAUGAGUUUGGGGUUUUACUUUUGGGGGAUUUUUUAAGCUUAGGAACAAUAUUUUCUCUUUGGCAAUAUUAUAUCAUUAUUGAUAUUUCCGUGUGUGUGUGUGUGGGUUAAAGACUUUACCCUUGAUGUAAAGUGACAGCUCAGAAUGAAAUGGUUUUAUAAUCAGUUUGGGCAACAAAUACACACCUCUGCAAUGACAGCUUUUUUCCCUUAUUGUGACAGGAAACCCUGGAGGACAUAGACAAAAAUGAGGAUGGAUUUGUGGAUCAAGAUGAAUACAUUGGUAAGCUGCAGCAAGGGGAUUUCCAAUAUUUAUUAUUUUAUUUUAAAAGUUUUAUUAUGCCUAGUUUGGACAGUCUUCUCCCCAAGUCAAGGGGAGAAAGAGGCAUGCGACAUUUGUCAUGUCCAGUUUGGACCUCAGAUUACCAAAGUACAUGGUACCCUCUGUGGUUCUCUCAGUGGAAGUGGGCGCCUUUGGAGUGCUGGUUGUGUCAACCCCAUAUAUUACAAAAAGGGAUGUUCUGGGUGCAUAACAAUGAAGCAGGCCCCUGUUGAUUCCCCUCAUGUUCUUGCAUUUUCAAAGCACCAUUGGCAUUUGCCACAGAGUGCUUAAUGUUGUUCAGUACUAAGGAGUUAAUAUGAGAGAAGUAAUUCUUGGGGCACCGAGGCUUCCCUCCCACCCCCCAAGUCUCUCUAAAAGCCAUCCAGUUUCAUGUAGAUGAUUUUUGUUUCCCCAAGUUUCCUUCUGCCUUUUAUUCCCUUUCCCACUAUUGCUCGUUUGAUUCUGAUGUUAUUCACACAGACACUUGCUGGCAGAGACAAGAUGCAAUGUUGCUCUGGGUCCUUUUUCUUCCCAUACUUCUGAACCUAGCAUAAAAGAUUGUGAUUGCAUUGUAAGAGGGGAUCUUGAAAGAGUUGUGACUUCUCCAGCCUUAGAAGAAACCUACUGAGUGAAAGGCAUUAGGGCCAAAGUUCUCCUUUACAUUUUAUUUUUUAAAAUAUACGUUUCUCCAUCAGGAUGAAUAACAAAAGGUGAUAAAGCAACAUGGAACCUUAUCAAAAUGCCACAUCGAUAGCAUAACAAAUACAACUCUAAUAGUAAAAACCAAAAUAGAGAUGCAGUUUUUUGUCUUUGUAGAAAAAGAGGGUGGGGGGCUUUUGCUGAGGGUGCUUGCAACUAUUUGAGCCACUGAAGGAAAGAACCUGGGUCAGUUGCUCGUGAGCAUGAGAAUCGAGGAGUGAGUGGACAAUUGCUGGUGUGAGACAGAAUGCAAAAUGUUCCUGAGGCCAUUUCAUUGUUUUAGUAAUCUAUAUGUCCUUAUUUGCUUUGCCCAGGUAUUUGACUAAACUGGAAAUUCCAAUUGUAGUUUAGCUUGUUUUAUGAUGGAGCCCUUAGUCUGCUUAGUCUAUUCACUGGACUGGUUUUGAUGAAUUCUCUUAAUUUUUGUACAUUGGGAGGAACAUUAUGAUCAUUUGUCUGCACUUCUGCUUGCUAAACAGAACAAUCUUUCUCGGGGUUCCAACCUCCGCCAGAGCCCAUAGGGUGUGGCCCACAAAGGAAGAGAAGAGGGAUGGAAAGCCUGUUGCAAUAGCAGGACUUGUUGUGCUAGCUCACACUAGUACAAUUGCUUAGUUGAAAGUGGCCCAUUUCUAUAAUUUUUUUUCUGUAUAUUUUUAUUAUUUUAUUGUUCCCUGUUCUGGGAUUGAAAUAUUCAGUGAAGAGAUGGUUAUAAAAUCAUAGAUAGAUAGAUAGAUAGAUAGAUAGAUAGAUAGAUAGAUGAUAGAAAGAAAUAUGGCACAUGGAAGAGGUAAAGAGAGUACCAUAUUUUUCACCCUAUAGGGCACACUGGCCCAUAGGGCACACCUCGUUUUUUUUGGGGGGGGGGAAUAAAUAAAAAAAAAUCCCCCCCCAGCCGUAGGGCUGGGGCGAGGGAAGCCCAAGCUUCCCCCGACCCCAGCCCCCAGAAGAGGCUGCUAUCUGCAAGGCUUGCGGACAUCUGCGCGAAGCAUGGGGCUCUGGAGCGCGCCCCGUGCUUUGGGCUGCAGGCUGCGGCCCACAAGCCGUGGGAGCCCAGCGGGCACUCCCGCCGGGCUCCCAAGGCUUGUGGAUAGCUUCCUGAAGCCUGGAGAGCGAGAGGGGUCAGUGCACACCGACGCCUCUCGCUCUCCAGGCUUCAGCGAAAGCCUGCAUUCGCCCCAUAGGACGCACACACAUUUCCCCUUCAUUUUUGGAGGGGAAAAAGUGCGUCCUAUAGGGCAAAAAAUACGGUAAGUAGCAGGUAGGAUCUUAUUUUUUCCACUUGAGAAGUAUAGUCAGACUUCCAUAAAAGUUACGGAUAGCAUAUGGCUUGUUUCCAAUACCUGUGUGAAUGACAAUAGUCAUUCAGUGGACGAACAGGAAUAUGCCUUUUCCUGCAUUGUGUGCAAUGCAGUGUGUGAUGUGCACUCUCCACAAAUGGAAGCCCUCACUAAUGGUUGCCCACUUCACAUGAUUUCUCCUUCCUCAUGAGAAAUUAUGAGAUUCCACCUUCCUUGCCUACAGAACCACUGUCAUUCUUUUACAUGUGUGGAGGAGAGGAGAGGAUACUCCUCCUUUAUGCAAAGACUUUUGCCACUUUGGCCAGCAGCUGGACUGGGCCUAGAUAUUGGUUCAUUUGUUUUUUUGUAUUAACUUUCAACAGCACUAAGGCUGUAUAAGCUUGCCAAUGACCAGGGGGAUAAUCCCCAUGUAGAUCUCAAAGUCUGACAGAUACCAUCAGCCUCUACGUCGGUUUUCAUUACCACCAUCGUAUGGCUUAAUUGAGCAUUACAAAUACGUUGACAAAAGUUAAAAGCCCACAUCACUUUUUACUAGACUGCCCACCGACAAAAAUCCUGAUGUAAAUCAUUUGUGGUAUAUCAGCAGCAUGAAACAAACAAACAAACAAAAAAACUCUGUACAUGUCGAAGAUGUCUGGAGGCAGUUCUCAUUCUUUAUAGGUGAGCCAAGUUAAUUGUGCGCAAAGUAGAUGGUAUGAUGGGAAUGCAGCUUUUCUUCAGGUGUUUGGCUGGAGCAUUGCUCUCCAUCUUUUCUGGCAGGUCUUGAUAAGGUAAUGCAGAAGUGAGCAAGCCCAGGCCUGGUGCCUAAUGUGGCCCUUUAGGCCUCCUUAUAUGACCCCUGGAACUUUCUUCAGGCCAAACCCCUCACUGAGCCUUGCUUUUCACCCUGAAUGUUGUUCCCUGGCUGGAAUAUGUCCUUGAACUUUGCUAAUGCCUCUUGCUUGUCUAGCUGGAGGAGAGGGAGGCCUGGUGAGCUGGAAAAGCUUCCCCUCCCUUGAGGUAGCAGAGCAGUUAUUGAAUGGUAUAGGCGUAGUGAUAACAGUGAAGGUACUAGGCUGAUAAGUCAUAAUUCAAUAGGUAACUCAUAGCAGUGUUCCAUCUGUCUUCACGAGGGUAAUUUACGCAGUGGAUAGCUGGAAAAUGGCACCUCUUUCUAAUACACCAUAUAUAAUGUCUUGUAUCUCCAAAGAUGCACUCAAAAUUACCUACUAAGUUGUACUUAUUGGCCUUGCAUCAUCUUACAUUAUUUCCUGCUCUUCAUGUGGCCUACUGCUUUGUUGUGGAGAGAAAAUUGCAGAUCAGAGUAGCAGAUUUAGCUUCUAGGAAAGGGAAAAAUGUAUAUAUGUUGUGUGAUAUAUUUAAGCUUGCCUCCUUAUGGUGGUGAUUGGCAUUAUUACCCUGACAGCAGCUGGCACAGCAAAAUGCUGAAUGAAGAUAAGGACGAGAUGGGCCUACCACUAAGCAAACACAAAAUAGGCAUAGAGAGCAGGUCAUCAUUGUGAAAGUAUUUAGAGUGAAGCCUCCCCUCCCCAGGAUUUAUAACCAGGAGAGGUUAAGAUUGGAAGAAAGUGUAAUAAAUAACAAUAAAUAAUAAACAUGACACUGUUUCCUCUCAGCUGAUAUGUUUGCACAUGAAGAUGGUGGUCCAGAACCUGACUGGGUAAUAACUGAACGGGAGCAGUUUGCAGAUUUUCGGGAUCUCAACAAGGAUGGGAAGCUGGAUAAGGAGGAGAUACGACACUGGAUUCUCCCACAAGACUAUGAUCAUGCACAGGCUGAAGCCAGACACUUAGUAUAUGAGUCGGAUGUCGACAAGGUACUUAGUUCUUUCACAGAGUUCAUGAAUGGUAGAUUAUUGGUUUACUUGCUGCCUUUCUAUAUAAUGUCAGCCUACCAAGAGUCAAACCUGAAGGACUCUGUAAGGAGAUCACUAAAAAAACUGAUAUAAAUAUGAUAACGUUAAUGCCACCCACUGAUCAUUCAGGAAACACAGAAAAUUUAUGGUGGAAGUGGUAGAGAUCCAAAUGUUAGACCCAAAUGAUAAGAAUUUACAUUAAGUGUUCUAAUUCUGAGAUCAAUGUGUGGUCAUAUUUGCAUCGAAUUCUGUGUGCUGUAUUAACUUUUCAUAUCAGUGGAAGUGUGCAGAUAAAUUCCACAGAACUUUCAAUGCCUACAAGUCAUGAUACCUAUGUGCUACCUCCAUAUAUGCCUUUGGAUUACCAGUUAUUGGUGAGCGACAGCAGAAAAAUGUUGGUGAAUCACAUGGGCCUUUUAUAUGAUCCAGCAGGGCUCUUUUCCCAUGUUCUAAUCCUGCCAUUGUAAUGAAUGGGGAAAUGACUCUGCCAAGGAGUGUGGUGGAGUCUCCUUCUUUGGAGGUCUUUAAGCAGAGGCUUGACAACCAUAUGUCAGGAGUGCUCUGAUGGUGUUUCCUGCUUGGCAGGGGGUUGGACUCGAUGGCCCUUGUGGUCUCUUCCAACUCUAUGAUUCUAUGAUUCUAUGAUUUAUGCUGGAGGAGCCCAGAUAUUCACAUCAAACUCCAUAAUGCAGAAGGGGGCUGGGCUUGAUUGUUUCAGAGACACUCCCUACUCUGCAACUAGAAAUAUGAAAGAUAGUGGUGUAGGCUGGGUCUGGAUGUGUUAUUUGAUUGAUAUGUUUAUAUUCCCUGCCUUCUCCCACAUCCAUGCCUAUCCAGCAUAUAAGAGAAACAAAUUCUAGCAAUAAAACUUGAUAAAGUAAAAUCUUUAUAAACUUUAUAAAUUUACUUUAUAAAGUUAAAUCCCACAAAUACAAAACUAAAAUUGACAUAAGAUAGUCCAGGGUAAUAGACCAGCCUCCACUACAAAUUUCAAAAGAGUGCUCUUGUUUAGUGUUCCAGUCAGUCUGCCAUGUCCCCCUCCAGGACAUUAUUCCAUCUUCAUUUUUUUGACCAACAGUCUGUCAGCAUUCUGAGAACACAUAGUCUUCAUUUAUUUAAUUUUGGCGGGGAUGGGGGUGUGUGUCACUAGAUACUUUUAUACUUUGGUAAACCUCAGAGCUCUACUGACAUUUGGUUAAACACAAAGAGUGUUUAUGUUGCCAACUCUUUGAGUAAAUACAGCUUAUGAGUAUAUUGCCUCAUGCCAUGAGGGUCUUUUCUUAGUGAGUCACAGAGCAGAAUAAAGUUCUAUUGUUUUUAGACACAGCACUCAAACCCUUUAAUAGAAGCUCAGUUUCACUAAAGAUUUUCAUUUCCACCCCCUCCAGGACCACAUGUUAACCAAAGAAGAGAUUCUGGACAACUGGAAUAUGUUUGUUGGAAGCCAAGCAACAAAUUAUGGAGAAGACCUCACAAAAAACCAUGAUGAGCUAUGAUGUUUUUUGAAAAGCAAAUACACUAGAGACUUGGGUCAUGUUUUCCUGUAUAUAACCAAAGUAAUAGUGGCAAUUUUAGCAGAUUAUGUUUUUAAUAAGGCUGUUUUUAGCAUUGUUGAAUAUACAAUAGGUUUACCACUUUUUUAAUUGCACAUUUUUAUUAUACAUUUCAGUAUAAUUUUGGAGAUGCACUUUUCAGUUAUAGCUUUUGAUACACUUUCACCUCAGCCAUAAAUACUCAGACUUGGAAUUCUCACUGACAUUGGUGAGACUUAGCUUGUAAAAUGUAGUAUGGAAGAUGAGUAGCUUCAUAGGAUACCCUUGUAUGUUGUUGACCCACACUGUAUCACACUGCAAGUGUGUGUGUGUGGCAGGUUGCUAAUGGUUCAGUGCUCCCUCAUAACACAUUAAAAAAUGUCAGGCUGCAAUUCUGUACACGUCUAGCGGGGAGUAACUCCUGUUAAACUCGGUGGGACUUCUGAAUAGACGCAUGCAGGAUUGCACAAUAGGUAGGAUAGUCUUCCUGACUGGUUUUCUUUGGUAGAGGAGACUUUUUCAUAAGGACAGAAGAACAGUACUGAAUCAGGCCAUCUGUUCCAGCAUCCUGUUCUUGCAGAGGCCAAUCAGCUGCCUAUGGGAAGCCUUGAAGCAGGACCUAAAUGCAACAGCACUUUCCUCCCUUGGGAUUUCCAUGUGUACAGAGUUUGGGCUUCCCAUCCAUUUCCAUGGCAGUGGUGGCUUUCAUGUUCCCUUGCAGAUGGAGAAGCCCUGGGUGGAGGGAACUAUAUGAAUGGUUGGAAGCUCCUGCCGUGGCUGAAAGACAUCGUCCUAAAUUAGAACCAAUAAAUCUCAUUGGCAUUUGAAAGACAGCAUUGCCACAUGGUGUGAUGUUUCUGUUCAAACGGCAGAGCUGCUGCUUUAUACAUUUUCCCUGUGUUUGGUAGAGUGAUCCACUUCAUAUUUAUGAAGUGGGUUUUGCCAAAUAUUAUGAGUGGAUAGCAGUCAUUUCACAGUGGAAAUGAAGACACACCGCAUUUCCGAACUGGGCCUUUUGUGAGCAUUCAAGAGCCUUUGAACUUUGUAUUGAAUUUCCAGAGAGGCUAUACAGCACAAGAGUCUGAGUUUGUUGUAUGUGUGUAUAUACAUAUGCAUUGCCACUUUAAGGAGGUUUUAUGCCGUCAGCUAAUAAAAGCUUUUAAUUUAGGGGCUUAGAGAAGAGCUGUAUUUCAGAAUGCAUAUGAGCUGUUGUGUAUGAUACAAUUGCAUUUUUGCCUGUAUUGACUUGAAGAUACGAACGAUAAAAAAUAUUAC
This is a messenger RNA of Podarcis lilfordi (Lilford's wall lizard), 14786 nucleotides long. The record is from the annotation of a GenBank genome assembly. NCBI's taxonomy places the organism in Eukaryota, Metazoa, Chordata, Lepidosauria, Squamata, Lacertidae.